AAUAAAUAUUUCUACACUGCUUACUCAAAAUCAUAUCAUUAUAUCAGGGUACCAGAUCAUUAUUACAGAGGAAAAAUGGCAAAAGUUCGGGAAACAUCUUCAGUCAAAGAAUUUAAUGAUAUACUCGAUAAUUCAGACAGCCAGCUGGUUGUUGUUCAUUUCUCAGCUCUAUGGGCUCCACAGUGUAAACAGAUGAAUGAGGUUCUAGAGGAACUCUGCAAAGAAACAGAAUUUGUCAAUGUUGUGUUUUUGAAGGUGGAAGCAGAGGAUAUCCCAGAAUUGUCAGAGAAAUAUCAGAUAGCAGCAGUGCCAACAUUUAUUUUUCUUAAGAAGAAGCAAGUGGUAGACAGGAUAGAUGGUGCCAAUGCUGCAGAACUAACAAAGAAAGUCAAACUAUUGUCAUCACCAACAGCUGGUGUCAUUACGCAACAAACAGCAGCACCUCCAAAACAGGAUCUUGACACCAGGCUAAAGAAUUUGCUGAACUCUGCUCCUGUUCUAUUGUUUAUGAAAGGAUCGCCUGACGAACCAAAAUGUGGUUUUAGUCGUACUAUAACACAGAUUUUGAAUGACCGAGGUAUCAAGUACAGUACAUUUGAUAUAUUACAAGAUGAAGAAGUCAGACAAGGUUUAAAGAAGUUUUCUAAUUGGCCUACAUAUCCCCAGUUAUAUGCUAAUGGAGAGUUACUUGGAGGGUUGGAUAUCGUUAAAGAAUUGGUCGAGACUGGAGAAUUAGAAUCACAACUUCCUCAACAAGAAAAAUUAGAAGACAGACUUAAGAAACUUAUAAAAAGGUCUAAUGUGAUGUUGUUUAUGAAAGGAGAUCCUGAGACACCUAGAUGUGGUUUUAGUAAACAGACAAUUGGAAUACUAUCUGAAAUUGGAGUGCCAUAUGAUACAUUUGAUAUUUUAUCUGAUGAAGAUGUUCGUCAAGGUCUGAAGAAAUUCUCUAACUGGCCAACAUAUCCACAAAUCUAUGUAAAGGGAGAGCUGAUUGGUGGAUUAGAUAUUAUUAAAGAAUUAAAAGAAUCAGGAGAUUUAGAAACCACCCUAAAAGGAGAAUGACUUUUGUGAUUUUAUAAUGAUAAGAUACUGUAUUAAACACACUCAAAUAAA
This is a messenger RNA of Mytilus trossulus (common blue mussel), 1116 nucleotides long. RefSeq names its product glutaredoxin-3-like. The transcript has 10 exons. NCBI's taxonomy places the organism in Eukaryota, Metazoa, Mollusca, Bivalvia, Mytilida, Mytilidae. Gene Ontology annotation, biological process: intracellular iron ion homeostasis. The record is from RefSeq and is a predicted model, not a curated record. The coding region runs from base 76 to 1065 and encodes 329 amino acids. Gene Ontology annotation, cellular component: cytosol; nucleus.